AUGGACGCCGCCGCCGGCAUCUCGCUGGGCCACCGCGCAGACCUGUUCGACCGCAAGCGCGCACACUCGCGCAGCCGCGUACGGCCACACUUCCUACUCAAGAAGCCGGCGUCCGCGGCCGACGGCGGCUCGCUGGACCUGGGCCUAUCGGUCGUGGAGAACGAAGGGCUGGGCAUCAGCACCACGCUGCACCGCCCGCACAUGCGCUCGCUCAGCGGCGGCUCCGCCACGCUGCUGCCGCCGCCGCCGCCGCCCGGCGCCAGCUACGUGCACCCCAUGCGCCAGACCCCGCGCCCUUACACCCCGCCCGCCGCCGCCACCGCCGCCGUGCGCUCGCACCACACCUCGCUCUCCGGCAGCGCCGCCGGCGACGACGAUAAUGACCACAAUGAUGAUUCCCAGCCCUUCCCCGACCUGCCACUCGACGACCCCACAUCGUCCGCCCGGCUCUUCCACAAGACCUCGUCGCUCACCGCCUCCGACCGCGGCUCGCGCCGCCCGUCUGCCGCCCAGCACUAUGAUGUCCUCCCGCCGCUGCACCCCGUCUCGUCGCAGACCAACAUUGCCGGCGGCCGCGCCUCGUCGUCGCUCAGCCGGCCCGUCGACGGCGGCAGCCUGCGCGAGACCGUCUCGCCCAUCUCGCGCAGCUCGCUGGACUUUCCCUUCCGCAGCAAAAGCAGCCGCACCAGCACCACGACCGCCACCACCGCGCCGCCGAUCACAACGACAACGACAGCGACAGCCGACCCGGCCGUGCACGCCGCCGCCGUGAUCGCCGCCCGCCAGGCCUUCGAGGACCGCGAGGCCGCCAAGUCGCGCAAGCUCGAGCAGCGUAGCCUCAAGGCGCAGGGCAAGAAGCAGCUGCGGCGGCAGCAGCAGCAGCGGCCAGAGCACGGCCGCGGCGAGGGUGGGUUGUCGUCUUCGGGCCGAGUGCCUCACCUGCCCUUUCGACAUCCUCAUCUUCAUCAUCAGCGCAAAACCAGCGAAAAGUCCGGUUCGUACUCCGACGGCACCGGCACAGCGGCAAGUCACAGCUACUACGAAGGUGCAAAGGCGAGCGGCGUUGAGGAGGGCGAAAACGCCCGCAGCAGCGGCGGCGGCGGCGGCGGUGCGCGUGGGUUCAAGCUGCAGAGCCCGAGAAGCGCGUGGCUGCUGUUCCUGACGUGGUUGCGCACACGCAUCUUUAAAAUGGGGAAGAAGAUCAAAAAGAAAACAGGAUAG
Messenger RNA from Ophidiomyces ophidiicola, 1221 nucleotides. RefSeq lists its product as uncharacterized. Lineage: Eukaryota; Fungi; Ascomycota; Eurotiomycetes; Onygenales; Onygenaceae. The transcript has a single exon. The record is from RefSeq and is a predicted model, not a curated record. Bases 1 to 1221 code for a protein of 406 amino acids.